CACGCACCAGAAGCAGCUUCUUUUGUUUUCCUUUCUCCCUUUCUCCCUUCCUGACUUCCUCUUCCUUUCCUUUCCUCCCAAAUUCUGGCACAGGUCAAAUCCUACUAAUCCAAACCCUAAUUUUUCUCCUCUUCGACUGAAAAAAAUGGAGUCUGUAGUUUAUUACUUUUGAAUUUGCUGCGUUCUCUUUGGUACAUGACGAUGAUGGUAUCUACGGCUUUAUGAUUCUUUCGAUGGAAAUCCGUGCAAAGAUGUUGAAUAUCAGUUGAUCGAAAGUUCUAGCGUUGUUAGGUGCUUAUUAUCUAAAAGGAAAACCGCUAAUCUAGUGAAAGGGUGAAAUUGGUACCUUAGGUUUGGAAUUUCCGUUCUUAUUUGAUGGGUGGUAAUUAAGGAGUCACUUUGCAAGGGAGUGACCUUUUUUAUUCUUGUUUCAUCAAUGGCUGAUGAAAGCAAACGCAAAAAUCGUCUUGCUUCUGGGUUAGCUGUAAUAUUGGAUGGUGAAAACAGGAAAGAUACCUGUCAAAAAAACCGGCUUAUUUCUUACUGUGAUGAUUUUGGUGAACAAUCACUUGAACGAACUCUUGAACACAUAUUUGAACUUCCAUUCAAAACAAUCAAUCUUGUAACUUCUCAUGUUGAUGCUGAUGUAAUUUCUUCCAUCAUAAAGAGCGAUUACUUGAAGCAUCAUGGAAUGUUACUUGAUACUUCUACAGAAGGAGUGUAUGCCAUUGUUGACAGUUGUUCUGGACCUUAUGUUGUCAAAAUUGAAGAAUCAAGUGUAUGUGGUGAAUUUCAAGUUAUAAAACCACCAUUGUUGAUCGAAAGCCAUGGAGUAUUCACAAGUGCAAGAGCAAGUUCAUGUGUAUGGAAAGGGAAAUGGAUGUAUGAAGUAACUCUAGAAACUUCUGGAUUACAGCAACUUGGAUGGGCAACUGUUUCCUGCCCUUUCACAGAACACACAGGUGUAGGAGAUGCAGAAGAUUCAUAUGCUUUCGAUGGCAAAAGGGUAAUUAAAUGGAACUUGAACGCUGAACCUUAUGGUCAGUCAUGGGUAGUUGGUGAUGUUAUUGGAUGCUGCAUAGAUUUAGAAAAUGAUGAUAUUUCAUAUUAUAGAAAUGGUGUUUCACUUGGUGUUGCAUUUACUGGAAUAAGAAAAAGGGUUCCUGGUUUAGGGUAUUAUCCUGCAAUUUCUUUAUCUCAAGGUGAAAGGUGUGAUUUAAACUUCGGGGCCCGCCCUUUUAGGCAUUCUGUUGAAGGAUUCCAACCGAUUCAAGCUCCACCUUCAACAAACCAGUUAGCGAUUCGUUUGCUUCAUUGCUUUUCAAAGUUGUUGAAUAUGUGGAGGGGUGAGAGAACCAGUCAUAAGUUAAAGAGAUUUCUGCCUGUUGAGAAGCUUUAUGAACCUGUUUCUCAUGGAAUAUGCAUGGAGUUCUUCAAUGCUCUUGAUUCGAAUCCAGAAAGUGUAGAAUACAUAAGUUGGGGCCCUCUGUUAUCUUUUCUGAUGGAGGUUUUCCAUGAUCAAGCACCUCAUGACUAUGAAAGCUUGGAUAGAGUACUUGAUACCUUGCUCAAGUUCCCAGGGUCAACAUUGUUGUUUCAACAUCUCAUUUCUGCACUAUCGUAUUACUGUAAGACUGCAUCUAUUGUGUUAAGAGAGAGUCCAUAUUCAGGUUCGUAUCUAUAUCUCGCAUUGGCAUGCCAUAUGUUAAGACGUGAAGAAUUGAUGGUGGUUUGGUGGAAGAUGUCGGAUUUUGAGUUUUUAUUUGAAGGAUUUCUAUCUCAAAGAAGUCCCAACAAACAAGAUCUUCAAUGCAUGAUACCUUCUGUAUGGUGGCCUGGUUCGUGGGAAGACAUUUCUUACGAAAGCAGCAUGAUGUUGACCACUAGAACGUUAACCGAAGCAAUUGAUAAGAUCGAGGAGAAACAUAGGGACCUUUGUAGCUUAGUCAUGCAGUUCAUUCCUCCCGUAACACCUCCACAGUUACCUGGAUCAGUUUUCAGAACAUUUUUACAGAAUAUUAUUUUGAGAAACAGAGGAGCAGAUCGGAAUAUACCACCUCCCGGAGUCUCAAGCAAUUCGGUUCUUGUUUCUCUGUUUACAGUUAUACUUCAUUUUUUAUCAGAAGGAUUUGCGACAAGAGGAUGUGGUUGGAUGAUGGGAUCUGGAACUAGUAAAGCGUCAAAUCUAGGGUUUCUUCAUAGAGGUGGUCAACAGAGUUUCCCCCUUCCUCUGAUUCUCAAAAACGAUCCCCAUAGAGUUGAGAUCCCGAGGCUUGGUGGGUCCUACAGUCAUCUUUCAAAUGCUCAUCCUGUAAACGUGGAUCCAGAAUCAGAAGUGGUUAGGUGGGAGGAAGGAUGCAUCGACGAUGAAGAAAGUGAAGAAAGCAGAGUAACACAUAUAGGAAACCGGAAGCCAUGUUGUUGCUUAAGUUUGGAUGUGAACUUCUCACGAAUUUCAAAAACUCCGUUCAGAUACACAACGAAAGCUUCUCAGAGCCAUUGCAGCUCGAUUCCAGAGAGAUCUGCACAGGUGGCUGCAGAAUGUAGCGCGGGAAACUUGAAUGAUGACAUGGCGGAUAAACCUAGCACAAGCGACCAAUCAGAUUCCGAGUUUUACAAUCGUCCAGUUCAGCAAAUGAGAGUUGUAGCGUUAGAAAGCACUUCAUCUUCUUCAACAUUAGUAGAAGAAGAACUUCUGGACGCCAUGCUUCUGUUGUAUCACUUAGGUCUCGCACCAAAUUUUAAACAGGCAUCUGCUUACAUGACGCAUCAGUCACAUUCAAUAUCACAGUUAGAAGAAACUGAUAGACAGAUUAGAGAUCGAGGUAGUGGUGAGCAGUUAAGAAGGUUGAAGGAGGCCAGAAGUGUUUAUCGUGAAGAAGUUAUAGAUUGUGUUCGCCAUUGUGCUUGGUAUCGGAUUUCUCUUUUUGCUAGAUGGAAACAAAGAGGGAUGUAUGCAGCAUGUAUAUGGAUUGUCCAAUUGCUUCUUGUUCUUAGCAAAAUGGAUAUUGUUUUCAGCUAUGUUCCAGAAUUUUAUUUGGAAACUCUGGUUGACUGUUUCCAUGUAUUGCGAAAGAGUGAUCCCCCGUUUGUACCUGCUGGAAUGUUUAUAAAACAAGGACUUGCAUCAUUUGUUACUUUUGUGGCGACACAUUUCAGUGACCCGAGGAUAUCAAGUGCAGAAUUAAGAGACUUACUUUUGCAGUCGAUUUCUGUAUUGGUUCAAUACAAGGAGUUUUUGGCUGCUUUUGAGAGCAAUAAAGCAGCCACUCAUAGUCUCCCAACAGCAUUAUUAUCAGCAUUUGAUAAUCGAUCAUGGAUUCCUGUAACCAAUAUACUUAUUCGGUUAUGUAAAGGUUGUGGAUUUGGAUUUUCAAAGCAUGGAGAGUCUUCAGUGACUUCUAGCAUCUUUCAGAAACUAUUACGUGAUGCUUGUGUCAAAGACGAAGAGUUAUUUUCAGCAUUCCUCAAUCGUCUUUUCAAUACCCUCAGCUGGUCAAUGACAGAGUUCUCAGUUUCCAUUCGGGAAAUGCAAGAAAAGUGUCAGAUGAUAGAGUUUCAACAAAGGAAAUGCAGUGUUAUAUUUGAUCUGUCAAGCAACCUAGCAAGGGUACUAGAGUUUUGCACAUGUGAAAUCCCUCAAGCUUUUCUGUCAGGGGCAGAUACGAACUUGCGCAGAUUAGUAGAACUGAUUGUCUUUGUUCUCAACCAUUUGACCUCAGUUGCUGACCCUGAAUUCUUCGACUUAACACUUAGAAGACCUGGUCAAACCCCGGAGAAAGUCAACCGAGGCAUGAUUCUGGCUCCUUUAGUUGGUAUCAUUUUAAAUUUGUUGGAUGCUAGUCUUGUAAACAGCAGAGAACAGAAUGAUAUUGUGGGCAUUUUCGCAAGCAUGGAUUGUGCUGAUACUCUCAUUUCUGGUUUCCAAUAUCUCCUUGAGUUCAAUUGGGCGGGGAGCUUUAAGGGUGAUUUACAUGUGGCGAAAGCGAAACUGAGGCAACUGGAGGAUUUUUCUAGCAAUCUAAUAUUGAGAACAGUGAAGAGGGUGAGCUAUGAAGGAGGAGGUGAAGCAGAGAGUGAUGAGAACGUGUGUUGCAUUUGCUACAGUUGUGAAGCAGAUGCUAAGUUCUUGCCAUGCACGCAUGUUUCGUGUUUUGGGUGCAUAAACCGGCAUCUCAUCAAUUGUGAAAGGUGCUUCUUCUGCAAUGCUACGGUUGUUGAAGUUGUUGAGAAUGACAAUGCCAAAAGUUGUGAAAUAUAAGUGGGCAUUGUUUCUUACAUGAAUUAUAUUUAGUUUGUAUGGGAAAAAAAAUAUAUGAAGAAAGUUAAGGUUAAAGACCAAAGAGUAGUUAUUUAUAGAAAGUUGAAAUUGAUAGAGAAUAUAUAUUAGUGGUAUAAGCGUUAUUUUGUGGAAAUAUACAAAAGUGUUGGGUG
Lactuca virosa is the source of this 4434-nucleotide messenger RNA. Lineage: Eukaryota; Viridiplantae; Streptophyta; Magnoliopsida; Asterales; Asteraceae. The record is from the annotation of a GenBank genome assembly.